AAUUAAUCACUUUCCACCUUUUCCAGCCACUAUCCAUCCACCAAACCACUCGCCAGAAAAUCCCAUUUCCAGAUUAACAAUCGAAAUAUUGUGAAAGACCAAUGAACGCAAAGCAAAAUUGGAAAAAAUUGACCAAGUUGACUAUCAACAUGAAAUCCUAGAAAAUAGAAGAGAGAAAGAGACCGUCAGUUUCGAGACAAAUACGGCAUUGAAUUUGAUCAGAAGGACAAGCUUCAAUGUCGAUCGCGGUCGUAGGAAGAAUGGGAGAUGUCGGCGACAUUUAUGAGAGGAGUUGCAUCGUCAUCAUCUGUGUUGCCCGCCAUUGACGGGCUUCUUGAAGGUCGAAGCUUCUCUCUCUUUCUCUCUCCUCUGAAACUAUGAUUGUGUUCGUUUUCCGAUGAGAGAGAAUGGUGAGGGGAUUGGCGGUGACAUUUUGGUGAGGGGCGGCGAUGUUCCGGCGAGAAGUGGGUGAGGGUGGCUGAUGUGGGUACGGUGGUGGUUGGGGAAAGGGAAUGGGAAAGGCUAGGGGGGGUGGGGAAUGGGAGUAGAAGAUUUUUGGGUAAUCAAAAGGGAAAGGGAAUGAUAGAAAUGGAAAAAAAAAAAACAACAACAAAGGGAAUGAUUCCUUUGCUUAUUAUUGCGAACCAAACGACCUUUGAGUUUAAACAGUUUUUUGAGCUCAUUUGAAAGUCCGAGAUCAUGUUUGAACUUGCCUAUAAAAUCAAACCAGAACAAGGUAAAACUCGGCUCGGCUCAUUUACACCAUUUAAGUUACGAUUCUUUACACUUCGUAGUAUUUAGUAGGAAGUACUAGUUGCCUAGUUGGUAUAUUCUCUCCUUAUCUUCCUUCCUUUUGCACUUCAAAUCCAGAGUCAUCUCUAGUUGAUUCAUCACUCAUCAGCCAUCCACUCUUCUUCUUCUAUCUCAAAUUCUCUCUUCUCCUCCACUUUCCACCAUUAAUGGCGUCAACCCCAUUAACUUCUACUUUUUCCGGCAAUUUUUCAACCAAUCUAAACUCAAAUUCUUCCAUAUUUCGACCAAAACUAUGCACCCCCUUUUCAAUUAACCGCCAUUUUCACACCCUUUAUACAUACCCUCCUCAGAGCUUCUUACUUCCCAAAUUCACUGCUAAUGGAAGAUCAAAGACUGGUACUUUAUCACGUUUACUACCAGUUUCUUGCUCUUACAAUUCCCAAAACGGCAAUCCUAAACCAAAGGGAGGUGGAUUGGACUGGCCAAUUUUGAAGCGUUGGGAUGUGCCUUGGCCAUGGCAAACCGUUUCGCUUACCUCGCUUGCUUGUGGAAUAAGUUUUGUGGUAACAGGUUUGAUAGAGGCGCAAGCAUUGCCAUAUCUUGGAUUUAACUUUGGGGAUUUGACGUUAGAUGAAAAGGCAGAACUAUUGUUUGUGGAUCAAGGCAUAACUACAGCAGCUGUUUUAGGAGUCCUUUUCAGUCUUACCAAGUCCUUUCAGCCACUUCCCGAUGACCUCUAUCGAUAUGAUUUGAGAGAACCGUUCAAUCUACGAAAAGGAUGGCUGUUAUGGGCUGGGAUUGGGUUUGCUGGGGCUCUUGGAGCCAUUGCAUUGACAGGAGUAGCUCUGUCCUUCUUUAAUGGUGAGAACCCACAAAGAGAGACUGAUGCUCUGGUUCGCUUGUUGCCACUGAUUGGAUCAUCAGAAGUUAGCACAGUCUGCUUGUUGGGAGUCACUGGCUUUCUUGCUCCACUACUUGAAGAAACUGUAUUUAGAGGAUUUUUUAUGGUAUCCAUGACAAAAUGGAUCCCAACUCCGGUAGCUGUGGUAAUUAGUGCUGCUGUAUUUGCACUUGCUCAUUUGACUCCUGGUGAAUUCCCCCAAUUGUUUGUUCUUGGUACUGCUUUGGGAUUAUCAUAUGCUCAAACUCGCAAUUUGCUAACUCCCAUCACAAUUCAUUCGCUCUGGAAUUCUGGUGUUAUCUUGCUCCUUACAUUUCUUCAGCUCCAGGGCUAUGAUAUCAAAGAACUUUUGCAGUCUCAGUAAGGAAAUACAGUAGGGAAACAGGUGUGCAACACCGCCACUUUCACGCCAAUCCAACCUCAAUCUUGGUUGCCUGAAUUUCUUAGGUUUUACCUUUCUUUGGUCCUUUGACUUUCGUACUUAGGUGAAGCGCAUGUCUUAUACUAUAUUUUCAAGCCAAGACCUGUAAAUGGAUAAGUAUAUACUGCUAAUAAGUCAGGUGUACAUGAAAAUUUCAUGUUGGUGGCCUAAUAAGUCAUAUAUUGCCCUAAUUGUACAAUAUUAUUGUUUUA
Messenger RNA from Chenopodium quinoa (quinoa), 2287 nucleotides. RefSeq lists its product as uncharacterized. Gene Ontology annotation, molecular function: metalloendopeptidase activity. The transcript is spliced from 10 exons. The coding region runs from base 960 to 2018 and encodes 352 amino acids. Gene Ontology annotation, biological process: CAAX-box protein processing. NCBI's taxonomy places the organism in Eukaryota, Viridiplantae, Streptophyta, Magnoliopsida, Caryophyllales, Amaranthaceae. Gene Ontology annotation, cellular component: membrane. The record is from RefSeq and is a predicted model, not a curated record.